GUUGCCUGGGCAGGGGGGCGGCGGAGAACGCGCGCGCGCGCGCGCGUCCGAGAAAGAGGGGAGGAGGAUGACGCCUCCUUCCGCGCGUGGCAAUGCACUCGAGGAGGGUCUCUCGUGCUCCCGAGUCGCUCCGCGAGAGCCCCCCGUGCGCGAGUCGCUGGGGAUAGAGGGGUGCGAGCUGCUGCGCUGCGGGGCCGAUGCGUGACUUCCGGCCGGACCGUCGUCGGGGCGUCGGUGGAGAGAGCGGGAGUCGCGCGACUGCAGCCGGAGCGCGACAUGCCUGUGAGCCGUGGCUGUGAAAGUUUGCCAGGAGUUCUCGUGGAAGGCAGCUCGCGUGCCUCGUGCAGCAAUUCGUGAGGAAUUAAAACGCGUGGGAAGGAGGAAAAAGGGGGGAUAAAAGGAAAGGGAAAAAAAACCCACGGGUGUUCAUCGGAACCCCUGCGCUCCGGUCCACGAUGAAACGGCGCCAGAAGCGCGUGCUGCAGAUGGCCUUCCUCUUCACCGUGGCCCUCGUGUUCCUUCCCAACGUGGGUCUGUGGUCCCUCUACAAGGAGAGACACCUGAUGAAGACGCAGGACGCGGCCCAGGGCUAUCCUUUGGGCCUAAGCGACGGACCCCUGUACACCUGGACCGACGGCCUGCGGAGGCGGGACUGGCACGACAACGAGAGCAUCCGCAGGGACGAGCUGCGCAUCGGCAAGGGCGAGCGGGGCAAGCCGUACCCGCUGGCCGAAGACGAGUGCGACGACUCCGUGUACAAGGAGAACGGCUUCAACAUCUACGUGAGCAACAACAUCGCCUUGGACCGCUCGCUGCCGGACAUCCGCCACCCCCUCUGCAGGCACAAGCUCUACCUGGAGAAGCUGCCCAACACCAGCAUCAUCAUUCCCUUCCACAACGAGGGCUGGUCCUCCCUGCUGAGGACCAUACACAGCAUCGCCAACCGCACCCCCGACCGCCUCGUUGCCGAGAUCAUCCUGGUGGACGACUUCAGCGACCGAGAACAUCUGAAGGCCCCACUGGAGCGCUACUUGAAAGCUUUUCCAAAGGUGAGGAUCGUCAGGACGAGGAAGCGGGAGGGCCUCAUCCGCACACGCCUCCUGGGAGCACGCAUGGCCCGAGGGGAGGUGCUCACCUUCCUGGACUCGCACUGUGAGGCCAACGUCAACUGGCUGCCCCCUCUGCUCGACCAGAUUGCCCAGAACCCCAGGACCAUCGUGUGCCCCAUGAUCGACGUCAUCGACCACAACCACUUUGGCUACGAGGCCCAGGCGGGCGACGCCAUGCGCGGGGCCUUCGACUGGGAGAUGUACUACAAGCGCAUCCCCAUCCCACCGGAGCUGCAGGGCCCAGACCCCAGUGAGCCCUACCCGUCACCGGUGAUGGCGGGAGGCCUCUUUGCUGUCAACCGGGAGUGGUUCUGGGAGCUGGGCGGCUACGACACAGGGCUGGAGAUCUGGGGAGGAGAGCAGUACGAGAUCUCCUUCAAGGUGUGGAUGUGCGGAGGCAGCAUGUACGACGUGCCGUGUUCCCGCGUGGGCCACAUCUACAGGAAGUACGUCCCCUACAAGGUGCCCUCCGGGACGAGCCUGGCCAGAAACCUGAAGCGGGUUGCGGAGACCUGGAUGGACGAGUUCGCCGAGUUCAUCUACCAGCGGCGACCCGAGUACCGGCACCUCUCCACGGGGGACCUGAGCGCUCAGAAGGCCCUGCGCAAGCGCCUCAAGUGCAAGGACUUCAAGUGGUACAUGAGCACCGUGGCCUGGGACCUGCCCAAGUACUACCCCCCCGUGGAGCCCCCUCCCGCAGCGUGGGGAGAGAUCAGGAACGGUGCGUCGGGCCUCUGUGUCGACAGCAAACACGGCGCCACGGGGACCGAGCUGCGGCUGGACACCUGUCUGAAGGAGGGCGCCGAGAGAACGUGGGCACACGAGCAGAUCUUCACGUUCGGCUGGAGAGAGGACAUCCGCCCGGGAGAUCCGCUGCACACCAGGAAGUUCUGCUUCGACGCCAUCUCCCAGAGCAGCGCCGUGACGCUCUUUGACUGCCACGGCAUGAAGGGCAACCAGUACUGGAGCUACAGGAGGGAUCAGUCCCUGUACCACCUGGUGAGCGGCAGCUGCAUGGACUGCAGUCCCCGCGAUAAGAGGAUUUUCACGAGCAGGUGUGACCCUGAGUCGGAGACGCAGCGCUGGCUCUUCCAGCACGUCAACGCCACCGUCCUGGACAAGUUCAACAGCUCCUAGGGUUGGCCCAUGCUGCAGAGCACCGGCGGAGCCCUGGGCCCUGGGCCCUUUCCUCGGACUCCCAGCAACGCGGAGGGAACCGAGCCGGAGAGGCUCGAGCGAAGGCCGGCAAACGGGGCGAUGCACGCCGCACGACUGGAUCGACAUGCCUUGCUGGUCAAGGGGAACCGAGCAGCAACUCGAGCGCUUUCUUCUGGGUUGCCGGCGGGUCAGAGUGCGGGAUCCGACCCUUCGACUGUCCUCUGGAGAGGACGUGAGCUGCCACGGGUGAAGGAAUACAGCAGGAGCGUAGCUAACUUAGAGCCCUUGUGAUUUAUUCUACUCUUCAGCGACUUGCCUCUGAGCCCCCCA
Messenger RNA from Scleropages formosus (Asian bonytongue), 2597 nucleotides. RefSeq names its product polypeptide N-acetylgalactosaminyltransferase like 6 (gene galntl6). Lineage: Eukaryota; Metazoa; Chordata; Actinopteri; Osteoglossiformes; Osteoglossidae. The transcript has 13 exons. The record is from RefSeq and is a predicted model, not a curated record. Bases 456 to 2246 code for a protein of 596 amino acids. Gene Ontology annotation, cellular component: Golgi apparatus. Gene Ontology annotation, molecular function: polypeptide N-acetylgalactosaminyltransferase activity. Gene Ontology annotation, biological process: protein O-linked glycosylation.